Paramisgurnus dabryanus is the source of this 4639-nucleotide messenger RNA. It is a transcript of the gene ankle2, whose product is annotated as ankyrin repeat and LEM domain containing 2. Gene Ontology annotation, molecular function: protein phosphatase 2A binding. Gene Ontology annotation, cellular component: endoplasmic reticulum. Gene Ontology annotation, biological process: negative regulation of phosphorylation. The record is from RefSeq and is a predicted model, not a curated record. NCBI's taxonomy places the organism in Eukaryota, Metazoa, Chordata, Actinopteri, Cypriniformes, Cobitidae.
AAUCUGAAAAGACAACCGUGCUCGGUUAAACCCCAUUUGUCAUUUUCUGUAUGAUUAUCUUUUAAAGAAAGAGUCUUUAGUAGCCAUUGUUAAAAAAAUUAUGUGUUUUCUGCUACAUUAAUUGUCAGUUUGGCUUGCCCGGAAACUAAAUAUGUGAGGAGCUCUCGGUUUGAAUCCCUCCACCUGCACUCUUCAUAUAUUUGCUUGCAAAAGCAAAGGUAGCCGUUGCAGAAGCAUGGAUGCGGUCCUGAGCAGGUUGAAAGGUCUCAGUGCCGAUGAGCUGCGGGAGGAGAUCCUUAAAGCCAACCUGAAGUGUGGCCCCAUCACUGCCACGACAAGAGCCAUAUUUGAGCGGAAGCUCGCCAGGGCUUUGGUGGAGAAAGCUGGAGUUACCGAACCUGACAGCAAUGGUUCCUCCGCGGGAACGGGUGAUUCUGGGAGCGUCACACCGACCAAACAGCCGACCGGUGCCACAUUGACGGGCACAGAUUCGGAUGGGGAUUUUGGGUACGGUAUGGGUCUUAACCCACCAGAGGAGGAAGCUCUGAUGGAGCGGAGUGGAAUUGCGUGCUCCUCUAAUGUGGAGAACUCGCAGUCUGAAGCACAGACUCCCUCAAAAACUGCACAGGUGUCACCUACCUCAUUUUACGGGGUGUGUCCUUUAUGGGAGGAUGUCCUGGCGAGGAACGAAAGAGCCCAUGUGUAUACAGAUAAGAAAGAGGCUUUGCAGGCUGUUAAAAUGAUGAAGGGGGCCCGAUUUAAAGCUUUCGCCAAUCGUGAGGCUGCUGAAAAGUUUGCCAAAGGCAUUUGUGACUACUACCCCUCACCAAGUAAAAGCACCCCAUGUGUGUCUCCCAUCAAACCCGGUCUGGUGUUUGGUAAAGACCACGCAUCUUGCGCAGAGUCGGACACGAUCAACAGGGAGAAAGCGAACAGUUUCAAGAGCCCUCGGACGCAAGAUUUGACUGCCAAACUGAGGAAAGCUGUGGAGAAGGGAGACGAGAUAACCUUUUCUGAGCUUGUCUGGAGCAACCCUCGGUACCUUAUCGGGUCCGGAGACAACCCUACCGUAGUUCAGGAGGGAUGCAGGUAUAAUGUCAUGCAUGUGGCCGCUAAGGAGAACCAGCCGGGCAUCGUCCAGCUCCUGCUGGACACCAUGGAGAACCCAGAUUUUAUGCGGCUCAUGUACCCGGACGAUACGGACAGCAUGCUGCAGAAACGCAUCCGAUACAUUGUGGACCUGUAUCUCAAUACUCCAGACAAAGCGGGGUUUGAGACGCCUCUCCACUUUGCGUGUAAGUUUGGCUGCCCAGAUGUGGUGAAUAUACUCUGUUCUCAUCCUGACAUUGACAAACACUGCAGGAACAAAUACGACCAGAAACCCUCUGAGGUUGUUUGUGAAAGAAUGAAAGAAAAGGGUAAAAGUCAAGAGGUCAAGCAGAAGAUAAAUGAAUAUUUAGAAGAUCGGUUAUACAUACCGUUAUUGAGAGCCACUGAUAACUCCUCCCAACCUGUCAUUGGUGCUCCUUGGUCCCCUGAGCCAAUGGAAAACCUGUCACCACGGUUACCGAGAAGCCCAAAGGAUCCAGUUAUGGCAGUAAGGGCCUUUGCUGGGCCUUUAAGUCCAUCUAAAGCUGAUGAGUUCAGACGGGCGUGGAAGACACCUCCCAGAGAACGAGCGGAUCAUUUUCACAACAUUUUAAAAUCAGACCCAGACCGUGGUGCAGAAAGAGUUGGCCGAGAUCUGGCCCAUGAGCUCGGUCACUCCUGGGCAGAAUACUGGGAUUUCCUGGAUAGUUUUGUGGACUUGUCAUCUGCUGACGGCCUGAAAAUGCUUGAGGAGUACCUCAGUAAAAAGGACUUCAGGGAGCGCAAUUACCAGGAAGCGGGAGAGAACGAAACUAGCAACAGGUUUAAAACCCCAUCUCCAGGCAAACUGAAGAAGUUCUGUAACUCCAUAUCCGUGGGUGCGUUUCUAGACGAGGGUGAUGACAUCAGUCUGGAAGAGAUCAAAAACAGACAGAAUGCUGCUCUCACCAGCAUCUCUUCAGUCUGCUCCAAAGAUGGCCUGCAGGGGGCGGUAGGAGGAAUAGAGUUUCACAUCCUACCCGUAUCGCACAGCGCCGAUCUCAUAGAGGCUGCGGCGGAGCAGGAUCUGCUGCUCUCUGAUAAAACUUUAAUCUCCAGCAGUAAAAAUGGCAUGUGUGAGCACGGCCCCGGAGACAGGACUCCGAACGGGGACAAAAUGUCCCCUCGUAUCUGCAGUGGCUCCAAUUCCUGUAUGCUGUCACCCAUCUCAAACCUAAUGGCGGAGUUUGAGAGGAUGUCCCUCCACGAUGAUCUAGACAGGACCAACCGGGAAAGGAGGAGGAGCGGGGGCAAACGCAACCGGGACGCACAACCCACAGAACUCACUUCCGGGUUGGUCCGCCUCUCGUUGACGUCCGAUGAUGACUCUGUGUUUGAUAAAAACAGGACGUCCCUCGUGGAGAACGAUGGAGUGGAGACGAGAAAUGAAGAAGAGGGGAGGUCCAGUGCGAGUUCAGAUGAAUACUAUCUAGCUAACGAAAGGCUCGAACUUCUGAACCAACGGAUUGCAGAGGCAUCGGGGGGAGAGCGCACUUUCUGUGCCAGAUCGAAGUCAUGGGAUCAUGGGGGGGGAGACCUCAGCUCCUCGGGGUCCUCCAGUUCUUAUAGAUCUUUAGAUGGCUCUCAGGAUUUCAUACUGAGGACUCCUCCCAGAGUGACAAAUAAACUUUUCAUAGAAGGAGAUUCACCCACUAAGCUGGACAGGGAGGUUUUGUUGGCAUUAGGAUCCACAGAUGUUGAAUCUCUGAAGUAUCCCAGCAUUCACAAAUGGAAGAGCACAGUUCAGACAUACACUCAGUCAGAAAUGCAAAGCUGGCAAACUCCUUCUCUGCACAAGACUCAUUUCAGGGCUCCGCCCAUAACCCCUGGCUCACCAGUGAGCAGUUUGAGGUCCCCUGCAAGCCGGUUCAGCCCGGCCCGUCACGUGGGCUCACCAGACAUCUGCAGCCCUGGACGCUACAGCCCGGCACACUCCAACUACAGCCCCGCCCAUUCAAACUAUAGCCCUGUCAGCUACAUCCAACGCAUCCGCCUUAAACAUUUCGGUGACGCCCCUAUUUAAUAAACACUCUCCGUUCUGGCAAGUCACACCCUGAAUUUCUACCAGUCAAUAACUGCCUGAAAUAACAAAUUUUAAGUCCAGCACGGGCCGUUUCAAAGGAUGCAAUGCCUCGGAUGUCAUUACGGACGUUGAAGAGAGAUUUGUAUCUGCUCGGGCUGGACCGCUAGUGCCGUUCAAACCUCUAGUAGGAUCUCACAACAGGCUAGACUCCAGUUUGUAUAGUCAAAGAUUAUCUGAGUUGUGUUCAGCACUAGAACAUGCACAUCAUCUCCCAGGGGUUCCCGAAUCACUUUCGGUACUGAUGGUCAUAUAGACCUUUUAUAAUAUUUUGUGUUUUCUAUUUUCUUUCUUAUCUGUGUGUGUGUAUGUAUGCUUGGGAAAUUUACAAAGCCGUGUUAUUAAUAAGAGUAACUUAAAUCGGGCACACAGUAACCCAGAGCUCAAUGAAUAAUUUGAUAGUAAAUUAAUGAAUUAUUUUUUGUUGUUAAUUGUCAGUAGCACAAAAUAUACUCAAUUUUAAUGGGUAUUUGUUUUUAAGAAAGUCAAUCGACUGCCAGAUGUUUUUAUUCUUUAAUGGGGGACUGCCUUAAAUUUCUCAAAAGAAAAGACCAAGUGAAGUUUCACAACAUUCAUGAUUUGUUAAUAGCAGCCUUAGGUGUAAAAAAAGAGAGGUCUAUAACGGAAGGAAUGUGAAAUAUUCCCCUUUUAUUUGUUAAAUUCAAUAAAUGUGAUAAUAAUUUCUAAGUACAUUUUUGUUUUGCACUUUUUAUUUUUUUAUGGUUUGGUAUAAAGACAACUUGAGCUGUACUACAUCUAAACACUAAGGGGUGGUUUUCCAGACAGGGCUAAAGUCUUGUCCAAGACUAAAAUGCUUGUUUGAGUCCUCUUAACUGAAAACAUCUUAUAUUAUAUAUCUUAACAUAUAUCAGUGCCAUUGGUUUGUCUUAAGAUGCACACCAGUAUUGUUUUUGUAAGGUAUGUUUGUAAAAUCGACUUAAAUGUUCUAGUAUAACUAAGGCCUAGUCCUGGAUUAAUCUAAACCCCAUCUGGGAAACCGCUCCAAAAGAACUGAUAAGUAUGGUAUGAUAAGUACAAACUUGUUAUAUUAAUGUCACAAUAGCUGUAAGACCUACAUGAAUGUGGAUUUUAAGUGUUGUAAAUGCACCGUACAUCGUCUCUCAUUUCAUAAAUAAUAGCUGAAACCUUAACAGAUAAAUCAUGUCAUUCUCUUAUUGCUUUUAAAAAUCGAUUUAUAUACAAAGUGUGAAACAAAGGACCCCAAUUGUGACAUUAGGAGCAUCUAAGUCAAUAAUUUCGUGCACAGUCAAUAUUAAAGAAAUCAAGGUUAUAUAUUUCACCUUCAUUAAGGAUUUUAUGUAAUCACAAUGACCUUGUCGGUUUUGACGUGCAGGGUCACAAAUGAAACCAUUGCACAGAUGUAUGGUGAUGGAUCGUGGUACUUGCACAUAAAAUUUGUUUAUUGGUGUA